Nakaseomyces glabratus is the source of this 528-nucleotide messenger RNA. RefSeq names its product Jjj3p (gene JJJ3). The record is from RefSeq and is a predicted model, not a curated record. Lineage: Eukaryota; Fungi; Ascomycota; Saccharomycetes; Saccharomycetales; Saccharomycetaceae.
AUGACUGUGAAAUCAAAAUCCAGAAUUUCGCAUUACGAAGUGCUCGGCGUACCCGUAGAUGCCUCGACCGAUGAAAUUAAGCUGACAUACAGGAAAAUGCUGUUAACUCUACAUCCUGACAAGAGCAAGACAGUGCCUAUAGACUCUACCAUUAAGAUACGAAGCGGAGUGUCAAUCAACCAAAUUCAGGAGGCGUACAGAGUUCUUUCAAAUGAUCAACUGAGAGCUGCAUACAAUAGAGCGUUAAAUGAUUCAAAUAAAUUGGCUGGUUUUAAUAAUUUCGGCGAUGGGCUAGAUGAAUUCAAUCUUGACGAGUUCGAAUUUAAUGAAGAGAAGCUGGAAUACGUCAUGACUUGCCCUCGUUGCCAGUCCGGUGGUGGUUUUGUUCUGUCAGAAGAUAUGCUUGAAGAAUGCAUCGAGGACGGUCUGACGGAAUCAGAAGAGCAAGGUUACCAAGUUUUAACACAGUGUACAGCUUGUAGCCUUUGGUUAAAGGUCAACUUUUUCAUAAACGAUGAAGAAGAAUAA